Lepisosteus oculatus (spotted gar) is the source of this 2406-nucleotide messenger RNA. It is a transcript of the gene e2f6, whose product is annotated as E2F transcription factor 6. Gene Ontology annotation, cellular component: RNA polymerase II transcription regulator complex. Gene Ontology annotation, biological process: regulation of transcription by RNA polymerase II. The record is from RefSeq and is a predicted model, not a curated record. Lineage: Eukaryota; Metazoa; Chordata; Actinopteri; Semionotiformes; Lepisosteidae. Gene Ontology annotation, molecular function: RNA polymerase II cis-regulatory region sequence-specific DNA binding; DNA-binding transcription factor activity, RNA polymerase II-specific; protein dimerization activity.
ACGCCGGGGAAGGGAGAAGCCCGCCGGGCCGCGGAUUAUACUCGCCCUGCAGAAACGUCCGGAGAGGUACCAACAAGACAAACGCGGACAAAAGACAAGUGUGUUCGUGCAGUCUGACGACUUAAACCGCACAAUAAGUAUAAAAGCAAACCAGUCGGUCCAGUAGUUGUUUUUUUUUUGGGGGGUGGGAGGAUAAAAACAAUUGCAUUUUUCAAAUACUGCCCGGAGGGAGUGAGUGAGUCGUGGUGGUGGGGAACAAAUAAGGACAGAUGCAUCGGUGGUGCUGAAGGAAAACAAAAACGAUGGCAAAGGUAUCGCGUUUGUUUUCAACCGCGCACAGCUGAGGUGUCAGACGCCCCCCGGCUCCUGUGCUUGGCUGUUUUAAUUAAGCCCUAACAGCGCCGCGGAAACGGCGAAGUGACCCAACUCCGCCAGCCGGCCAGCCAGCGAGUAGGUGGGGGGGCAGUAAGGCUCCCCCCUCACCCCCCGCCCCGCUGUGAGUUUGCCCUUCCGCGCCGCCAGACUGAGCCCCGGCUGAGACACGUGUUUUGCUGCGGUUCCGGUGUGCAGCCCUGCUUACUUCAGCGGCCAUUGGGAGUGGAGCUGGGGAGGCGGCUGUUUUGUUUCGUUUCGUUUCGUUGUGCUGUGUGUUCGUGUGUGCCUGGCUCCCCGUGAGCGUCCGAGCCGGGCGCCCGGCCGCGAUGGUGCAGUGCGUGGUCCAGGGGUGCCCCAACAAAACCUACCCCAAGGCGGGGUUCGCCAACCGGCCGCGCAAGCGCUUCUUCAGCUUCCCGAGAGACCAGGCCCGGGUGAAAGUGUGGCUCGCCGCCCUGAGGGAGACGGAGCGGGUGCUGUCCGACCACCACCGCAUCUGCGAGGACCACUUCCUCAAGCACCACAUCACCCCGUUAGGGGUCACGAAGGACGCCAUCCCCAUCAUGCCGCCCUACCUGGACGGGCCGCUGGCCUCGAGUGCGGGGACGGAGCUCGGCGAGUUCGCUGGCGACGCGGAGAUCGAGGAGGAGAACCGCAGUCGUUGUUAUAAGGAGCGGUCAGUGAACUGGGAGACCCCUCCAGAGGAAACUCUUGAACGUUCAGCAAUGGAUGAAGAGGGGCUGGCAGGGAGUCCCACAAUAAAAGAAGAAAAGAUGGGACGCGUCCGUUGCGAUGUCUCCCUGGUCUACCUCACCAAGAAGUUCAUGGACCUGAUCCGGACGGCUCCGGAUGGCAUCCUGGAUUUGAACAACGUGGCGCGGACGUUGGGAGUACGCAAGAGGCGCGUUUACGACAUCACCAAUGUGCUAGACGGCAUUCAGCUCAUUCAGAAACACACCAAGAACCAGAUUCAGUGGGUGGGUUCAAACCUGAUCUUUGGGGGACAAGGAGAAAAGAGGCAGCAGAAGCUGAAGGAUGAGCUCCUGGAUCUAGCGGUGAUGGAAGAAGCACUGGAUGAGCUCAUUAAGGACUGUGCCCACCAGCUGUUUGAAUUAACAGACCACAAAGAAAACGCAAGCUCAGCUUAUGUGACCCACAGGGACAUCCGCCAGAUCCACGCCUUCCAGGAGCAGGUGGUCAUAGCCAUCAAGGCACCCGAAGAGACUAAGCUGGAGGUUCCUAUGCCAAAGGAGGACGGCAUCCAGAUCCACCUCAAGGGCUCCAGAGGCCCGAUCUCGGUGCUGCUGUGCGAGACGGACGGGUCGGAGGGAGAUGCGGAGGAAGACGGCGGGACCUUCUGCCCCCUGGAGGACAGCCGAGUUCACGUGGCGCCUCUGCUCAGAGACGAACCAACUGUUUCAUCGUCAUCAGCUGCGAAGUCCCCGCACUCGGAGAACGGCGACUAGACGGCCUCGUCUGGGCUUUUGAGUGGCUCCUGCACUUUGUACGUGGUCCCGAGAAGAACUAGAGGGCAGUAAUCAUCGAGGAUGUAUGACUGCGCUCGUUUCGAAGUGAGCAUGUGUAAAAUAAUCAUGAGUGAAGUGAGCGAGUCGUUGAAACAGGGAUUUUGUGUUCCUUUGAAUCUGAUUUGAAAGAUGGAAAAAAGUCUCGCUGGGCUUUACAGCAGUCCUAUUUCUAUUGAUCAACUGUGAGUGCGUGAUGUAAUAAUAUGAAAGAUUUAUUUUUAUGUCUGACUGUGGUAAGAAAUAUUUUGUAAUAGACUUUCACUGCUGCUCUGAAAUGUGAAGCUCCAUUGGAGCUCUCCAGUGUAGUGGCAGGAUCAGGGAAGCUUUUAAUGUGUCUUUCAUUUACCUGUGUACAUGAUACAUUUUCUCCAGGUAAGCAAUCGUUCCAAAAUCUAAUUAGGUAUUGAAAUAUGAUAUUAAGUAGCAGAACAACCAAAUAGAUUUGUGUUUAUUUUGUGUUCUUUUUGUAUAUUGGAUUUGAUAAAAUAAACUCAAGUGAUAUCAA